Macadamia integrifolia is the source of this 1483-nucleotide messenger RNA. RefSeq names its product cytochrome c1-2, heme protein, mitochondrial. The transcript is spliced from 8 exons. Bases 180 to 1112 code for a protein of 310 amino acids. Gene Ontology annotation, molecular function: electron transfer activity; heme binding. Gene Ontology annotation, biological process: mitochondrial electron transport, ubiquinol to cytochrome c. NCBI's taxonomy places the organism in Eukaryota, Viridiplantae, Streptophyta, Magnoliopsida, Proteales, Proteaceae. The record is from RefSeq and is a predicted model, not a curated record.
AUGAAAUGACAAAAUUGCCCAUGAUUCUCUCCAAGCACUAUCCCUUUCUCAUCGUCUCGGCCAGGUGAGCUUUACUCUUUUUUCCUCCUCCUCUUUGGGGAUCCAGACUAUCGCUCGUUUUCUUUUUGGGUUUCACGUCCGCCAAGCCUCACCGGAAAUCGGCUUGAAAAUCGACUCAAAUGGCUGCGGGAAGAGCGAUUAAAGAGUUAUUGAAGAGGAAGCUUCAGUCCCAAUAUACUGCCCCUCCGGCAUUGUCGUCCCUCACUUCAAAGCAGGAUCAAGAUGGAUAUGGAUCUGCUGGCAUGAAGUCCCUUAGAGCAGUUGCACUCCUUGGAGCAGGUGUUUCUGGGCUCUUGAGUUUUUCAAUGAUAGCGUCUGCUGAUGAGGCAGAGCAUGGGUUAGAGUGUCCGAGCUACCCCUGGCCUCAUAAAGGCAUUCUCAGUUCAUACGACCAUGCUUCGAUCCGUCGUGGUCACCAGGUGUACCAACAAGUUUGUGCAUCUUGCCAUUCCAUGUCUCUAAUUUCAUUCCGUGAUCUUGUGGGAGUGGCAUAUACAGAAGAGGAAACCAAAGCUAUGGCUGCUGAGAUUGAGGUGGUUGACGGGCCUAAUGAUGAGGGUGAAAUGUUCACUCGCCCUGGUAAGCUGAGUGACCGUUUCCCUCAGCCAUAUGCAAAUGAACAAGCAGCAAGGUUUGCUAACGGUGGGGCUUAUCCCCCAGAUCUGAGUCUUAUCACCAAGGCUCGCCACAAUGGUCAGAACUAUGUAUUUGGCCUCCUAACAGGCUACCGUGAUCCUCCCGCGGGUAUUUCGAUUCGAGAAGGGCUACACUAUAAUCCCUACUUUCCUGGUGGGGCAAUAGCUAUGCCGAAAAUGUUGAUUGAUGGUGCUGUUGAGUAUGAGGAUGGUACCCCUGCUACUGAAGCUCAGAUGGGGAAAGAUGUCGUCACAUUCUUAUCCUGGGCAGCGGAACCUGAAAUGGAAGAGAGGAAACUGAUGGGAUUCAAAUGGAUAUUUGUACUGUCACUUGCACUUCUCCAAGCUGGUUAUUACCGCCGUUUGAAGUGGUCCGUUGUGAAGUCGCGCAAGUUGGUCCUUGAUGUUGUCAACUGAACUCACUUUGAGUUCUUUCGGUGGACUUUAAUUGGCAAUAAUUUGUGUAGAUGAUCUAGAUUAGCUAUAUUGUUCUCAAGAUGGCCUAGGCUGCAGUGGUGAAUGGGGACCCGAGGCGGUUCCAACUAUUCUUUUGAGGGAGAAAUAAGCUCUGCUUUUUAUACAUGAUCACUCUUAUUUUUUUGUUUUUCUUUCAACCCUUGAAUAUUUAAUUUUUGGUUUAGGUUCUUAUUCCAAUCCUACAAGGAGGGUUGGAGCACUUUCUUGCUGCUUUUUUCUUUUUAAAGAUAUCAUGAGACUUAAGAGACCCAAGGCAGUGCAUCAUCUGUAAGUCUAGUCUUUCAUAUGGAAUUGCAGAAGGUUGAAAACUA